GUAAAAUCGUGCCUCAUCGCGCGCGUUUGACACUGGUGAAUGUGAUUAACUGUGCCUCCUGUGUUGGUUGUUGGGUUGGUUCUGGCCGCACCCUGCACCGUGGACUGUAGUUUGUGUGGCAUAAUUCGGGAUAGGUGGCAUCAAGCAACGAGCAGCGCCAGUGCAUACGGGUUGGUGGUGUAUGAUGCAGUACAGUUAAUUUGAAGUGGUGCUCGGUGUAGUGUGUGAAAUGUGUGCAAUUUUGUGAAGAUGAAUGUAGGUUCAAUCAUUUUUUGCCAAACGCCAAACAGUACGUUCCAAAUUCAGUGGUGGUAAUGUGAGCUUUGCCGUGAUAGUGAACCGAGAAUGCAGACCGCCAAAGAACAAGACAUCAGGGCGGCAAGAACGGGUGCCGUACAGGAUGUCCAAAGUGAGAUGCAAGCGAAGAAGAAAGGUUUGCGUAAAAUUAGUGCUCCUCCUUGGCUGAAGCCGGGCCGGCUAAUGGGGGUGAAAUCGGCGAAAGUGCAUAAGGCUGGAUCUGUGCCGUGCUGUGGUGUGGAUGUGGCCGGUGAUGUUCCGGUCAGUCUGGAGGAGCGUCAGUAUGAAGAUAAAUCAGUGCAGUGCGAUGACCUGCUGCCGGACAGUGGGCAUCAUCGAUACGGUUUCCAUCGCAACAGCUUCGACCAUUGUUCCAGCUGUUGUCAUCCAACGAAUCCCAUCUACCAGACCAACGUAAUCGUUAAUCAAAUACCCUUCAUGGAAGACGAGCCGGACGAUGUGUCCAUGUCGACGUUUCGCCGCACUCAUCAUCCCAUACGCCAGCGGCGCCAUUCGCGCGUCGGCACGGCUCCCCUACCCUCGCAGGCGUUGUUUAGAAAGAACAAUCUCUUUGCAACGUCGGAGCUACAAAAUGGACCCAGUGCCGAUGCUGCCUUUCGUCAUAGUUCGUACAUCGUAAGCCACAGCGACUCACAAGACUGCAGCCCGUCACUGUCCCAAUCGGAAGUGUCGAUUCCGAACGCGAUCGAGUACGAUCCCGGUUCGGUAGAACGCACCAAACCAAGAGUACCUCAGCGACGAAGAACAGGCGCAUACGGCAAUGUAACCCUCAACUUGCAGAUUGCAAACGGGAUCAAUACGGCCAUUUUGGAGGGAGAUGAAAACCGGGUGCGGCCCGUGGUACCGAAGCGAAGGCAUGGCGUUGCCACCGAGAGAGCCACAUUGCGGGAGUCCUGUCAGGAAUCGGUAGCCGCACAGUCAUCCUGCCUCGUGCUGGGCAUCAACAGUGAUGCGCGCAAUCCACUCAACUACAAAAUGUACACGCCAUUCUACAACAAACGCCAAACGAUGCCACCGGAACACUUCAAGAACUGGCCGUCCGAGUCACCGGGGUACGGUGACGAGAGUGAGCAAAGCUAUAGAACGCUCAGCUACUACUCCGAGGUAGCGAACCAGCUGGAGCAGUACGAGCGGCGCAGCUUCGACACCGGCAGCUCCACCAUGCUGAACGCCAUCGACUCUAGCUCGAUCAUGUACCGGAGCAGCCUGGACCACUUGCCGCUAGUGGACGAACAUUCGCCGUCUGAAAAUCGCAAACAAUCGAGGACGCGCAGGAACGGGACUACGGAUCGAGUUGUACCGACGAGCGAAGUCGCGAAAAUCCCUGUGUCUGGGCUGCACUCCAGGCGGCAGCAGCAGAUCAAACUAGGCGCAGAGCAGCGUGCCGAAAAUAACUUAAGCGAUCAAAAACCGGCACAGACGCAGUCGAAUUCAUUAGCCCCUCCGACGAGCACUUUUGGGCGGUGGAGCGGAAGCAUACAUAAUCUGUUCAGCAUUGGCAAUCGAGCGUCCAACGGGGCCGGUCGGUGGAGCAAAAGUGAAAACUGCCUAAACGAGGUCGGCCAACAGUCGGCACGGCUACGGAACGGAUCGUCCAAACCGCCCGACAGUCGGUUGCUUUGGUCGGACAGGCUAUUCGGACGGGCUGGAAAGAACGGACGGGCCCGGCGGACCAACACCUUUCUGACGAGUGGCGGUGGCAGUUUCUUCACGUACAAGUACGACGACGAGGAGGAGAGCGCCUGGCAGAAGUACUUUAGCCUGGGGAUGCUGCGCAAAAUACGCUCCAAGCAGGGGAAGCCUACCAAAGGCAAGGAUGGCAGCAUUCAAGAUCUCGAUGGUAGUUUUUUCGAGAAGUUUGGCUCGAUCCUGCGCCAAAAGUCGAUCCAAAACGAUGAAAGCGUUCGCGCCCGGCUGGAACCGUUUCCGGACGAGAACGAGGCGGAAGCCGAAUCGGGCGCCGACCCAACGACGCUGCCACCGGUCGCGGAAGCGGAAGACAGCGGCACCGAAACGCUGCUGGACGAAAGCGACUCCGAAGACCAGCAGGAAAAGCAGGCAGAAUUUAUCGAGGAUGUGUUCGGGUGGAAUAUCGAGGAGCUGUACGAGGAGAUCCUGUUCGAGAACAUCCACAACAUCGGUUGCGACGAUGAGGAGCUUAACGUGGACGUCCUUUUUCCCUACAUACAGGAAGCGUUCAAGAUGUCGGACGAGAAGCACAACGAGAUACUGCAGAUAGCGCGCGACAAGGAAGCGCCCCAGCUGCGGCUGAACGUCGAGAUCGUCGAGGCGAAGGAUCUGGAGCCGAAAGAUUCGAACGGUCUGUCCGACCCGUUCGUCACGAUGUACAUCGCGUCCAAUCCGAACCAUCGCUACAACACCUCGGUAAAGGCGGGCACGCUCAACCCGGUGUGGGAGGAACACUUCUCGCUGCCAAUUGCUGAGGACGCAAACGAUGCCAAUCUGAUCGUGGAGGUGUGGGACUUUGAUCCCGCCGAAACGGUGAAGGAGAAAAUGAACAAACUGUUCGAAGUGAAGGGCGUGCGUGGACUGCGCAAGCUGAUGAAGGAGAUUGCGCAGACCGCAUCGACUGGCAAGCACGACAAUGAACUGAUCGGUCGUACCAGCAUCCCGUUGAAGUCAAUUCCAGCCUCGGGCAUGCUGAUGUGGUACAAUCUGGACAAGAAGAACAAGCUGCGCCGCCAGGGCACGAUCCGGAUAAGACUGAACUUUAGCUCGGAGAAAAACAGCCAGGUGGCGGCCCAGGAGCAUCGCCAUCUGUUGCGCAUUCUGCUGCUGCACGAGCUGGAAUCGUCCAAGGUCACGCCGUACUGGUGGUCGGGCAAGUUCACGAUCCAGGGCGAGGCGGUGCUGACGCAACACUCCGCCCAGAGUGGGCUCUCCUCCACCACGGAAGCCUUCAUCCAGUGGUCCGUCUUUGCGGCGAUCCACCAGGACCAUCCGCUGUCGUUCGUGCUGUUCGACACGCUGCUGGAGAAGCUGGUCCGCCCGAUACAGACGCUGGCCGUGUCGGAGGAGGAGCAGAAGAGCUUCUGGGAGGCGACGAAGAAGCUGCUACCGUCCUGCUUUUCCGCCGUCCGGAAGCUGCGCAAGAAGAAUACGGGCGACAAGCUGCUGCUGAAAACGCUGAACAGUGUGCUGCACAUUAUUGCGAAGGUAGCGCUGCUGGAGCCGCCCGAAGGGACGGAUCUGUUCCCGGUGCAGAUGUACGGAUGGAUCCGGCGGUCGAACGAAACCGAACCGAACUGGGACAUUCGCGAGGCGCUGGCCAGUGCGGUCGUGUCCGGGGCGGAGGAUUGGUUUGGCGGCAUCAAGGAAGGGCACUUCCUGCAGACCGGCACCGACGAGGAUCGGCUGCAGAAUUUAAUCAAAAUCAUUCAGCUUGUCCGGUCGGACAUACAGAAGUCCAUCGAAUACUACGACAAAACAUUUCAAGAAAUUAUGCAUUUCCCAUACACCAAGGAGCUGUACAUUACGUACGAGUUGAAGCUGGCGGAGCUGAUCAAACCGACGGUGGAGGAUAUCUGCCGCAAGCUGAAGCGCAUCGACCUGCCCGAGACGUCAUCGCACCGGGGCGGUGACAGUGGGUUCAUCGAGUACGAGGACAUCAACAUGGGCACGACGCUGUUCGAGCUGUACCUGGUGCUGAAGCGCUUCUGCACGCUCGGCACGGCACUCAGCCCGGGCGAGAGUAACUUCGCGAUCGACGAGUACCAUCGCUGGUUCACGACCGGCGUCACCCACUGGCUGGACAUUGCGGUGUACAAGGCGCUGAUGCGCAUCCAUAAGGCGAUCGAGCUGGACAAGCUGCAGCCGGUGGACGAGACGGUGAAAUACUCCUCCUCGGCCGUCGAUACGCUGGCGAUCUUCUAUCAGAUCAAAAUCUUCUGGCAGCAGCUCGCCUGGCCCGACGUGGAGGGAGCGUACAUAUUUGUGGCGAAAAUUGUGGAUGACAUCUGUCGCUGCUGUGUGUUUUACGCCGAUCGGAUGUCGGCGCGCGUUGAAAAUCUCGGCGUGGUGGAGAACGUGUACGAGAAAAAGUUUGAAGUCACGAGUGAGUGGUGCCUCGCCAUCAACAACAUCGACUACAUCCGACAGAGUCUGAAGCCGUUUGCGACGGAGCUGGGCGUAGAUGACAUACUGGCUAAGUUGGGCGAUGUGCAGAGCAGCAUCGAGGCGGAUCGCUGCAAGGAAACGCUCCGAGCCGUGCUGGACAACGCGAUCGAUACGGAAAAGAACAAGAUUCUCGAUCUCGUGGAGAAACUGGCGCGCAAGAUGGCUCCGGCAAUGCGCCGCUUCCUCGUGGAGGGUGCGGAACUGCUGCAGCAAGACUCGAACUCGCUCGAUCGGCUGAUGAUGUACAUGGAGGAAUCGCUGAGCGUGCUGAACGCGGAGCUGAAUGAGAUCAACUUCGAGCGCGUACUGGACGCAAUCUGGGCAGAGCUGACGACGAUCCUGUACGACCUGAUCCAGAGUAACUUGGAUAAACGACGGCCCCCUUCCUUCUUUGCCAACCUGCGCGACACGCUUCACCUGAUGGUGGCUAACUUCAAGACGGCGGAAAACCGAGAGUCCGAAACGGCCGCCGACAAGGAGACGCUCGCGCACAUCGAGCGUCUGCUGCAGCUGCACGGGUACGAAACGACCGAUCUCAUCCAUCAGUAUUACUUAGAUAGGCUAGAGGAGCAGAACCAGAGCGAUGCGUCGGCCACCGGCUACGGUAUGCUUACGGUUCAGUGCUUCUUCAAGGAGAACGUCCUCGAGCUGGAGAUUGUGAACGCGCGCAAUCUGAAGCCGAUGGACGGCAACGGGUCCUGCGAUCCGUUCGUGCGCGUCCACUUCCUGCCCGAGGAGCGGUUCGUCGGCGUGGCCAAGCCGAAAACGCAGUGCCAGAGCAAAACGCUGUUUCCACUGUACGAUGAGAAGUUUGUGAUAACCUUUACUCCCGAGCAGCGCGCCAUUCCGAACGCACUGAUCAUGUUCAGCAUCAAGGAUAAGGAUCUGUUCGGCAUGUCCAACCAAUAUCUGGCCGAGUGUUAUCUAAGCUUUAAUGACAUAGCGGACAUAUCGGGCGAUGCGGGGAAAAUCGAACAGAAGCAUCUGGUCCUAACGCGACCACAAAAGAUGGAUAUCGACUGCCUGCGAGCGCUUGAAUUUCGGCAGGGUGAUAAACAGGCCAAAGAGUUUAUCAAGAAGCUAAAGCAGAAGAUGGGCCAGUAAAGAAGCAUUUGGUCCGGGAGCUCGAAGAUUGCAGAACGGCCUACGCAGAAACGAAGGCAGGCUGUAACACGUAUUUAUAAUUGUUGACGUAAUAGUUUCGAAAUGAUGAAGAACAAAGAAAAUAUAACUGUGGUAGUGUUCUGUUGGAACCGCUAUUUUA
This is a messenger RNA of Anopheles merus, 5719 nucleotides long. It is a transcript of the gene stac, whose product is annotated as protein unc-13 homolog 4B. The record is from RefSeq and is a predicted model, not a curated record. NCBI's taxonomy places the organism in Eukaryota, Metazoa, Arthropoda, Insecta, Diptera, Culicidae. Bases 346 to 5559 code for a protein of 1737 amino acids. The transcript is spliced from 13 exons.